Pseudozyma hubeiensis SY62 is the source of this 819-nucleotide messenger RNA. RefSeq lists its product as hypothetical. The record is from RefSeq and is a predicted model, not a curated record. The transcript has a single exon. Gene Ontology annotation, biological process: phosphorelay signal transduction system. Bases 1 to 819 code for a protein of 272 amino acids. NCBI's taxonomy places the organism in Eukaryota, Fungi, Basidiomycota, Ustilaginomycetes, Ustilaginales, Ustilaginaceae.
AUGGCUACAGUCAUCAUGUCGCACCAACCUUUUGGAUCUAGCCCAAGCUCGGCAUAUGACCCUUACUUCGCUGCAUCUUACUCCUCAGCUUCCUCAUCCUCUUCGUGCCACUACGCCUCGUCAUCGUCUUCACCCUGCACCACUCCACCUCCUCCCACCGCGCCAGCAACAGCAGCAACAGCAGCAGCAGCGCUCGGUGCUGCCUCCAUGAUGUGUGGCUCGGCAUGCCCCGAGGACUCGCUGCCGUUUGUGGUGCUUGUGGUCGAUGACAACCCGAUCAACCGCAAGGUGCUCACUAUCCCGCUUCGCAAGCAGGGCAUCGAGGUGGUCGAAGCCGAGAAUGGACUUGAAGCAGUACAACGAUAUGCGCAGGUUCGCCCUGCACUGGUGCUCAUGGACAUCUCGAUGCCCGUCAUGGACGGAUUCGAGGCUACACGCCAGAUCCGAAUGCACGAACAGGCGCAGUCCUGCAACCCACCCGAUCUCGAGGGCGCAGGUGCGCUCAACGAGGUGAUCAGCAUGGUCCUGACACACCAGAGAGCGCGCAUCGUGGCAGCCACGACUCAUUCGUCCGACCGCGACUUCGACGAAGGCAAGCAAGCCGGAAUGGACGACUGGAUGCUCAAACCGAUCCGACCGAGUGUACUAGUGCAAGACAUUUUGGAAUACCGACGGAACCAUCUGCAAGAGUUCGCGGCCACCUUGGGUGCGCUGGGCGUUGCAGGUGUCGGUGUGGCCGCAGGCGAGGCGGCCGUCGAGAUGGUCAUGGAACAGGCUGGCACUCCCAACGCCGCAGUCGCGGCGACCAUCGCCGCGUGA